This is a messenger RNA of Asterias rubens (European starfish), 3721 nucleotides long. Its product is annotated as epidermal growth factor receptor substrate 15-like 1. Bases 16 to 3486 code for a protein of 1156 amino acids. The transcript has 21 exons. The record is from RefSeq and is a predicted model, not a curated record. Gene Ontology annotation, biological process: endosomal transport; endocytosis. Gene Ontology annotation, molecular function: calcium ion binding; protein binding. Gene Ontology annotation, cellular component: plasma membrane; clathrin coat of coated pit; cytoplasm. NCBI's taxonomy places the organism in Eukaryota, Metazoa, Echinodermata, Asteroidea, Forcipulatida, Asteriidae.
CUGCCAGUGUAAACAAUGCAUUUUCCCACACAGGCAACAGAGGGCGCUAUUCACAAUAAAUGGGACGGGCAAUUUUUUGGCUGCAAGAUGGCUGCUCUACCAUCGGCAACGCAGGUUGCCGGUAGCAACCAAGCUGCGUAUGAAUCAAUCUUCAGACAGGUUGAUAAGACAGGUGCUGGUAAGAUCGGCGCCGUAGAUGCAGCUGCCUUCUUGAAGAGAUCAGGAUUACGAGAGACGACACUUCAUAAGAUAUGGGAACUAUCGGACCCCACGGGCAAGGGAUACUUGGAUAAACAGGGUUUCUUUGUGUCUCUGAAGUUAAUUGCCUUAGCACAGAGUGGCCGGGAUGUUGUAUUGUCUAAUAUAACCGUACCAGCUCCUAUUCCGAACAUGCAAGGAUCAGCAGCUGCUUCGUCCCAUUCCGUCACCCCUCCAAUGACUGGUGGCCCACCAGAAACAUCAUGGUCUGUCUCGCCGGAGGAGAAGUCGAAAUACGAUACAAUCUUUGAAGGGUUGAAUCCAAUCGAGUACAAAUUGUCUGGAGAUAAAGUCCGGACUGUCUUCAUGAACUCAAACCUGCCGGUGGAUGUACUCAGUCGGAUAUGGGAUUUGAGUGACAUUGAUAAAGAUGGAUUGUUAGACAAAGACGAGUUCGCUGUGGCGAUGCAUUUAGUCUACAAAGCACUGGAGAAAGAGCCCACACCGAUGGUUCUCAGCCCCCAACUCAUGCCCCCAGCCAAGCGCAAGAAGCCACCCAUGCCAGGAGCUGUAGGGGUGUUACCCCCCGGUGCUAUACCAUCCAAGAGGGCCACGCCUCCCAUACCCAUGGAUGGCUCUCCGAAAGGCUCACCAGUACUAGGAACCAAACAGGAGCAGAGUAAAUGGGUAGUUACUUCUCAAGAGAAGACAAACUCGGACGCCAUCUUCCAGAAGAUUGACACAGAUAAAGACGGAUUAGUCGGCGGUGAAGAGAUAAGACCUGUGCUAAUCAAUUCAGGAUUACCACAAGCUAUAUUGGCUCAGAUAUGGAAUUUAUGCGAUACAAAGCAAACGGGGCAGUUAAAUGCAGAACAGUUUGCAUUAGCGAUGUACCUUGUAGCCCAAGCUCAGUCAGGUACCAACCCACCGCAGGCACUAACACCUGAGAUGGUACCACCGACACUAAGACCUAAACCAGGAAAAGCUGCUGCUGGUGGAUUACAGGAUUUAGCUGCUGGCGAUUUCUCGGCAAUUAAAGAAUUAGAUGCAAUAAGUAAAGAAAUAGAAAGUCUGAGCAAAGAGAAAGGACAGCUCCAGAUUAAUAUCAGAACCAAAGAAGAACAUGUCAAGAUGAAGACGCUGGAAGUACAGGGACUUCAAAGUGAAUUGGAAAAGUCCACAUUGCAGACCAGGCAGCUAGAAACACAAAAGGCAGACGCUGAGAAGAGACUUGGGGAGCUAGAUCAGCAGCGCACUAAGCUGGAAGCAUUAUUAGCCGAGGUUAAACAACAGUGCCAAGAAACACAACAAGAUGUAGAUAAUCUCAAGAAUCAGAUUAGCUCCCAGGAGACUAGCCUGAAGGCUCAGGAAGAGGAAUUAAACUCAGCUCGUGUAGAGUUGACUACUCUAAGACAAGAAGAGGUCCAAUUGGAGCAGCAGCUAGAAUCAGGGAAGACGCAUCUAGACUUGGUGGUGCAGUCCACCAAAGGAGUAGAACAGGAACUGCAACAGCUGCAAACCAAACUGAAGAGUCUGGUGGAGAGUAAGAACAAACUAAACGGUCAGAUCCUUCAGUUUGAGCCGCCCCUAACCAGCCUGACGCCUCACGCUAACAGCAACCAGAGCGGUGUACUGCAAGGACAUGAAGACCUUGGCUUACCUCACCAUCAUAAUAGAUUACCGUCCACAGAUAUAGAUGCAUUCAGUAACAGAGCAACGGCUGGUAAUAGUCCCGUGAGUAGUGUUAGUGGAUUUAGUGUAAGCUCAGAGCUGAGACAAACUGAUGAAGAGUUCAAGGAGGAUCCAUUCAAAGGCCGAGACCCAUUUGCUAAUUUUGCUGAUGCAUCAUCGAGCGACCCAUUUCAAUCUCAAGAUCCUUUUAAAGAUGAUCCAUUUAAGUCAGAUGGCUUCCCCUCAGAUCCGUUCGGUGCUGACCCCUUUAAGAACUCAACGACCCCUGACCCUUUCAACAAAUCAACACCCCCUGACCUCUUCCACAAAACAGCGACCCCUGACCCCUUCAAGGAGUCGACGACCCCUGACCCCUUCAAGGAGUCAACGACCCCUGACCCCUUCAAAACCUCAACGUCGCCUGACCCUUUCAAGGAUUCAGCGACCCCUGACCCCUUCACAAACUCAACGUCGUCUGACCCCUUUCCAAGUACAUCUUCCGAUCCGUUCAACUCAAAAGUGACCCCUGACCCUUUCAGUGAUAUGAACUCUGACCCCUUCAAGAGUGGUGACCCUUUUGGUUCUAAGACAUCCACUGAUGAUCCCUUUGCAUCUUCAGCAACACCUGGAGCAGGAGCCGAGAAUCUGUUCAAAAGCGAUGACCCCUUCAAGGCAGGAGGAAGUACAAAGACUGACGGGUUCGGUUCGAUCGAUCCUUUUGGAGGGGAGACUUUUCCAGCUGAUGCUUUUAUGACGAACUCUACUAAAGAGGGAUUUGCGGGUGACACAUUUAACUUUAAAGAGGAGACGCCAGCCUUACCCCCUAAGAAGAGUAAAACCACCACGUCGUCGUCUAAAGCUUCCACUGCUUCAUCAGUGUCCAGUACUACAACCGCCUCCGUCAGUAACGCCGAUGCUUUCGCUUCGUUCGGCGGGGAGUCGAAGCCCGACCCGUUCGCUUCCAAGACCUCGACUAGCGACCCGUUUGGGGGAGAUCCAUUUGCUGGUUUCGCCGCUCCUGCUUCCACUAACGCCAAGGAGGGAGGGGCUGCCGAUCCUUUCGCAAGUUUUGCCGAUUUUGGAUCGGCCAAGGGUAACUCAAAUAAAGCUAGCGGUGAUGCGUUUUCCUGGUUAAUUGACGACUUCUUCUCAAGCGGAACGAAGAAGCAAGCCGAUCAAGGUGCCGGCAAUAAAGAGAACACAUCGCCUUUACCGAAGGGAGACAUCUUUGCCAGCGACGUUAAAAAUGUUUCUUUAGAAGUCACCCCUAAGGGUGCCUCGUCUUGGCCCGAAGAAGACAUUUUCUCCAGCAGCAACGAAAAAAUGUCUCCCCUAGAUGACUCGAGUAAGUCCAGUCAAGGAGUGUCGUUUUCGACGGACGAAGAUUUCUCAGGCAGAGGGAAGGAAACUGAAGGUGGCUCAAAUGAAUCGAGCGAAGAGGGAUUUCUUGGCGGGUUGGCGAAAUCCUCCAGAGUGAAAUUUGAGGUUGGGGAUAGUGCCUGGCCAUCACAGGAGGGCGCCAAACAAGACGAGAGUAAAUCAACGCCACAGGACCAAGACAAGAGUCAAUCAGACGGGGUCGCGGUGAAAACCGAAGCUGGCUCAUCGGAGGCAUAGCACCCUCAAUGAUGGUAGCUUAUAAUCGUACCAACAGAGGGCGCUGUUUGAUUUACUGUAAAUCAGCCCUCACUAGAGGCUGUCAAUCAACCACUUUAUGUCGGGGGACUAGUAUGUAUGCCAAAUUUGUCUGGAGUGACAGCGGACAUUUUUAAAGUGGUCAUUAAAGGCAGUGGACACUAUUGGUAAUUACUCAAAAUAAUUCUUAGCAUAAAACCUUUCUUGGGGAUGAGUA